GUCAGACGGAAGUGCAGCAGAUCUGGGACGAGCGCAGAGUGGAAGUGCUAACGCUAAACACACUCACACACACUCACACACUCCGAGAUCCGCCUGAACACACAGCACAAUGGACGGAACCAGCAAACGGCAGAGUUUCGGAAGGUAACCUAGAGUGAUGCCCCAUGAGAGCAGCGGUCAGCCGGACACGUUGAUGCUGUUCUGUCACUAGAGUUUCCUCACAGAUGUCUGGCGCGGGGCUGAUGGGUCGCGUGAGGUCGGCGUUCCGCAGGCGGACGGACAGCUGGCACCUCAGCGACACGGCGGCCUUCGACUUCUCCGACGAGCUGGAGGACGACGAUCCGCCCAGGUUCAGCCAGCUGAAGGUGGUGGUGUCCGGAGAGACGGACGAGCUCCCGGCGGCCGCUCGCAACGGGACGGCGGUCAGCACGCUGGUGGCGGACGACGACGACUCUCUGCUGGGCUCCUCGUCCAGUCUGGGGAGCCCCGGGGCCACGGCGGACCCCUGCGACGGAUGCCGCAGAACCAGGGAGCGCGACAAGCGCAGGAAGGUGAUGAGGAAGCUGGGCUUCGCCGCGCUGCUCUACUUCCUGUUCAUGGUGGGCGAGCUGAUAGGUGGAUACGUGGCCAACAGUCUGGCCAUCAUGACGGACGCGCUGCACAUGCUGACGGAUCUCAUCGGGAUCGCGGUGUCGCUGCUGGCGCUCUGGCUCUCGGCCAAACCGCCGACCUACAGAUUCACCUUCGGCCUCCAUCGGCUCGAGGUUCUGUCCGCGGGCAUCAGCGUGCUGCUCAUCUACAUCCUGGCGGGCGUGCUGGUGAACGAGGCCGUGCAGAGAACCAUCCAUCAGGACUUCACCAUCGACGGAGACGUGAUGCUGAUCACAGCCGCGGUGGGAGUCGCCGUCAACCUGCUGAUGGGCUUCCUCCUCAACCAGUCGGGCCAUCUUCAUUCACACGGCCACACCCACUCUCACGGGUCACCGGGGCGGGGGCGGGGUCAGGCUCAGGCUCAGGGCCAGACUCAGGGUCAGCGGGGUCACGGCAGUCUGGCGGUGCGAGCGGCCUUCAUCCACGCUCUGGGUGAUCUGGUUCAGAGUGUCGGUGUGCUCAUCGCUGCGUACAUCGUCAGGUUUAAGCCGGAGUAUAAGCUGGCCGAUCCCAUUUGUACAUACUUGUUCUCCGUGUUGGUGCUGUUCAGCACAUUCCAGAUCAUCAGAGACACUGGCAUCAUUCUGCUGGAGGGUGUUCCGCGUCAUGUGGACGUGUCUAAUAUCAGAGCUGAUCUGCUGAAGCUGCAGCAUGUGGAGUGUGUGGAGGAGCUGAAGCUCUGGGCUCUGACGGCCGAUAAAACCGCAGCCAUCGUUCACCUGCAGCUUGCGCCGGGGAUUGUGGGUAACUGGGAGGAAGUGCAGUCAAACGCACGGCGGCUGCUGACGGUGUCACACGGCGUGACACACUGCACGGUGCAGCUGCAGACGCAGAGACAGGGGGCGCCACAGUCCUGCACACACUGCCUCACACCCAGUGCCUGAACCCGUCUGUCUCUCGCAACCUCACUACACACACACACACACACAGACACAGGACGAGAGAGAGAAAGAGACGGGGAAACUGACAUGUCGACCCGGCAGGGUUUUAAUGAUCGUCUAGCAGUUUUUUCUAUAAUGAAUAAUGACCUCAUUUUGAUAAACCUUUAAUACAGACGUGCACGCAGGAGGACCAGACCCGCUCGAUUUGCGUUUGCUUCGGACCCGUCUGUCACUGAGGAACGUCGACAGAUGGAGGGACGCUGUUAUGUUUGUGCGUCUGUGUGUUCUGGGGUGAAUCUCAUGAAAAUGCGUCCGGGUCACACCGACCACAUUUGAAGAAAAACAAGUGUUUAAUUGUUUUGCUUAAGCUGAAUGAAGCCUGUUUUUUUUUUUUUUUGCAACUCGACAGUAUUUUAAUCACGGUUAAGCACAUCUUACGCCUGGAUUCUCACUGUAAUAACGCAAAAAAAAUUCAAUAACGUAAUGCGUUUGGAUUUACCUCUGAAUGGUUUUGAUUCUCUGUAAUUUUAUUAAAAUCAGCAUGAGUUGAAGGCAGUGCAACACAUACAUGAUGUAGAAAUACUUCGCAAUUAAUAUUUCCUUUUUCGGAUUAACCUAGGUGCUGUGUUUGCAUGAAAAUAAUGCCACAAUGCAAAUGAACAGGUUUUAUUUGAUGUAUCUUGUGAAAUAUAACCUGAACGUGUUCUGACAUCUUUCAUGAGAUUUACUUUCUGAGAGCUGACUACACUCAAAUCAUCCAAACGCGUGUGUCCUCAUUUUUCAUAUCUCAUUACAAAACAUUAAGUGUUGCAUUUGUUUGCAGAAAUCCUUAUUUAGCAACUGACAAUCGUAGUGUGACGGGACAGACUGUAGUUUCACACGCGUCUCACUGCAGUUUUGUGCAUUUCAGACAUUUAUAAUCAUUGUGUGCCAAUGUGAUCAAUUCACAAACUCAGAACAAAACGACACAAAAUGUCCUUUUUAUCUUUUUAUUUGAUUAUCUUUUUUUUUUUUGGUGCAGAUUGAAUAAGAUUAUUAUUUAAUUGUCAAUGACUGUCAUCAGUAUUUGGCCAUUAUGCCUUUUUAUUAUUUUUAUGGUUUUGUUUUGUUUGUUUUUUGUCUUAUAAUUUAGAUUUUUGAAGCAAAAAGUCAAUCGUUUGCAUCAGAGUGAAGGUUCGUUCAGUCGUUUCUUUCUGUUUGCAGUAUUGUUUUAUGUGGGUCUGUGUGUCUGAGGGCAUCAGGAUGAUCGAUUUACACUGACUGCUGAAGCGCUUGAAAUAACUUGAAAUAAACACAUUUUAAUUGCCUGUA
This is a messenger RNA of Labeo rohita (rohu), 2843 nucleotides long. RefSeq names its product solute carrier family 30 member 4 (gene slc30a4). Gene Ontology annotation, cellular component: plasma membrane. Gene Ontology annotation, molecular function: zinc ion transmembrane transporter activity. The transcript has 8 exons. The record is from RefSeq and is a predicted model, not a curated record. The coding region runs from base 225 to 1535 and encodes 436 amino acids. Lineage: Eukaryota; Metazoa; Chordata; Actinopteri; Cypriniformes; Cyprinidae. Gene Ontology annotation, biological process: zinc ion transmembrane transport; response to zinc ion.